UCCGGGCUACUGUGAAGAGAGAGAGAGAGAGAGAGAGAGAGAGAGAGAGAGAGAGACGUAGCGUAUCAGAUUUCCUUCGUCAGUACUUCCGCCGGCUCUCUCUCUCUCUCUCUCUCUCUCUGUCCGGGUCACGUGUUGCCUCAUAUUACGCAACAGUGUAAAGAAGAACGGAAGAAAGGCGGAGGAGAGCAGAAAAAUGGGAAGAAAGGAAACUUAAGAAGGAAGGAAGAACGGUGCUAAAAAAAUACACGAAAGGGACGAAAGGGAGGAAGGAAAGGACUUAGAUAUCGCCUCUCCAUCAACAGAUAUUCACCUUGUCUCCAAUUACGAGAAGCAGGUAAAGGACUAGCGCGUUUCGAUGCGUCAGGUGCCGGGUAUCAGCGUGGAGGGGCUGGAGGAGGGCACGGCGCCCCCCCACCUCGACCCCCCCGCCACCCCCACCCCCCUCCACGCCGCUGUGUACGACUGGCACGAGGACGACGACGAUGACGACUACAUGUACGAACGAGGGGGAAAGAGGAGGCGACAGCGGCUAUUGGAAGUGGGCGGGGCUGGAAGCGGUGACGUCACAGAUUCUUCCUCCGUGAGCGAUGACGUCAGCGUGGGCGUGGGCGGUGGGCGGGGUGAGCGGCGGAGCUCGGGGCGGCGCAAGCGACCGUCCUCCUCCGCCCGUGAGAGGAACCUUCGCCGACUGGAAAGCAACGAAAGGGAAAGGAUGAGGAUGCACUCUCUCAAUGAUGCUUUCCAGGCGCUGCGAGAGGUGAUCCCCCACGUGAAGCGCGAGAGGAAGCUGUCCAAGAUCGAGACUCUCACACUAGCCAAGAACUACAUCAUGGCGCUCACCAACGUGGUCUGCGAGAUGCGCGGCGAGGACAAGCCCUACCAGCUCUUCCCUGACAAGACCUCGGGCUCGGACAGCAGCUCCUCCCCCGGCGGCACGACCUGUCUCCCCGACGACUCCCCUCCACCCCCCAGCGACCCCAACACCACCACUAACAACAACAACAACUCGGAUGCUCCCUGUACCAACACCCCCGCCGCCGCCGACUCCCCCGCCUCCGCCACGUCAGACGCAGACAACAAUAACAGCAUUCAUAAGGACAUCACGUUGUUUUGAGUGACGGCGCGGCACGAGCAAGGGUGUUGUGUUGGUGCCGCGGCGCCCUGACAUGCAUCACCAGAAUCACCAACAAACACACAAACAGGCGAGGUGAAGAGGGGGUGGAGGUGAGGGUGGUAAUGUUUUCGUUUGCGGUGUUGUUGCGUACGUCUCUCUCUCUCUCUCUCUCUCUCUCUCUCUCUCUCUCUCUCUCUCUCUCUCUCUCUCUCUCUCUCUCUCUCUCUCUUAUUUCACCUUCUGUCUAGUCCAAUUUGAUAUACGUGAAUCUAGUCAUGUUUAAUUAUCAGGUAAAGAUGAGAAAACUGAGUAAAUGCUGGAGCUGGAGUACUGCAUUAUUAUUAUUAUUAUUAUUAUUAUUAUUAUUAUUAUUAUUAUUAUUAUUAUUAUUAUUAUCAUCAUCCCCUAUGUCAUAAUUAUUGAGACAAGUUGAUCAUCGUUAAUUAAUGCCUUGCCACCAUUAGCAUCAUCACCCAUCAUUAUCACCAUCAUCAUCCAUCCUCCUAUCAUCACGGCUAUCAUUUAUUAUCCACAUAGCCAUCAACCAAGAUAUUUUUUUUUUUAACCAACAUCACAUCAUUCACAGUUUCGCCAUUAUUAUUGUCAUUAUUUCAACAUCACUCAUCAUCAUCACCACCACUGCCAUCACCGUCAUCACCUUGUCAUUAUAGUUACUGUCAUUAUCAUCAUUAUCACAGCUACCGUCAAAAUCAUCAUCAUAGCAUCUCAUCCUCAUCACCACAACCACCACCAUCCUCAUCAUUUUAUCACCAUACGUAGCAUCACUAUCACCACCACCGUCACAUCACAAUCAUCAUCAUCG
Molecule: messenger RNA, 1940 nt
Organism: Eriocheir sinensis (Chinese mitten crab)
Lineage: Eukaryota; Metazoa; Arthropoda; Malacostraca; Decapoda; Varunidae
Product: twist-related protein-like
Exons: 6
Coding region: 359-1117 (252 amino acids)
Molecular function (GO): protein dimerization activity
Source: RefSeq, a predicted model, not a curated record